Molecule: messenger RNA, 3354 nt
Organism: Fonsecaea multimorphosa CBS 102226
Lineage: Eukaryota; Fungi; Ascomycota; Eurotiomycetes; Chaetothyriales; Herpotrichiellaceae
Exons: 2
Coding region: 1-3354 (1117 amino acids)
Molecular function (GO): nitrite reductase [NAD(P)H] activity; 2 iron, 2 sulfur cluster binding; heme binding
Source: RefSeq, a predicted model, not a curated record
AUGGCCAUCAGUCGCAUGCCGGAGGGUGUGGAAACCAACGGUAACAUAAAGCCGGCAUCAGGUCCAAGAAAGAAGGUGGUGGUUGUCGGCUUGGGAAUGGUCGGCAUAGCCUUUGUGGAGAAGCUGCUGAAACUUGAUGCCAAGAGGAAAGAAUAUGAUGUCGUAGUCAUCGGCGAGGAGCCUCAUCUCGCAUACAACCGCGUCGGAUUAACAAGCUUCUUUCAGCACAGACAAGUCGAGUCGCUUUACCUGAAUCCAGAGGCUUGGUAUAAAGGGCAUCCCCCGGACUCUUUCAGCUACCAUUUGAAUACCCUGGUGACAGAAAUCAAGCCGGGAGAGAAGGUUGUCGUAACCGCCAAAGGUGACACAAUACCUUAUGACAUCUUAGUACUGGCCACGGGGUCUGAUGCCGUGCUUCCACGCCAUACCCCCGGCCAUGAUGCCAAAGGAGUAUUUGUAUACAGAACUAUUGAGGAUCUCCAGAAACUCAUCUCAUUCUCUGCAACCGUCAAGGGUACAACAGGAUGCGUCGUGGGUGGCGGGCUCCUAGGUCUCGAAGCAGCAAAAGCCAUGAUGGAUCUGGAGGAAUUCAAGCAAGUCAAACUCAUCGAAAGGAACAGAUGGGUGCUGUCGCGGCAGCUAGAUGGAGAUGCUGGUUCAAUGGUCGUUGAGCUCGUCCGCAGCCUUGGCCUCGACGUGAUGCUUAGCAAGAGGGUCGGAAAAAUCCUGACCAACGAGGACAACGCUGUGAAGGGUCUCAUCUUCGAGGAUGGCGAGGAAAUGGAGUGUUCUUGUAUCAUGUUCGCGAUUGGCAUCAAAGCCAGAGAUGAGCUGGCGAGGGCUGCUGGUCUGAGAUGCGCCGAUCGAGGCGGAGGUGUCGUAAUCGACAACGACCUCCGGACGAGCGACCCAAACAUCUACGCAAUUGGCGAAUGUGCAAGCUGGGAAAAUCAAACGUUUGGGCUUAUUGCACCAGGCGUGGAACAAGCCGACGUUCUGUCAUUCAAUCUCACCCAAGCCAAGGUCCACAGCCCUCGGACUUUCAAACGACCAGAUUUGAGCACCAAGUUGAAGUUGCUGGGCGUAGAAGUCGCUAGUUUCGGAGACUUCUUCGCCGACAGGGAUGGACCGAAGGAUCUCCCCAAAAGGCACGGCAAACGGGAGGAGAAAAAAGAAGGUACUCAAAGUCAAGACAAAGUCAAGAACCUCACUGAUGGCCCACCGCCUCCAGCUGUCAAGGCGCUCACCUACAGAGACCCCUUUGCAGCCGUGUACAAGAAAUAUCUGUUUACCAUGGACGGCAAGUACCUGCUUGGUGGCAUGAUGAUCGGCGACACGAAAGACUAUGUCAAACUGGUGCCAAUGGUCAAGAACAAGAAGGCACUGGAAGUGCCUCCCUCUCAAUUCAUCAUCGGUGCAUCGAAGGACGGUGAAGAGAACGCCGAUGACCUGACGGACGAUACCCAAAUCUGCUCCUGCCACAACGUGACCAAAGGCGACGUCGCCAGCGUGGUCAAGGACGGCUCCUGCAAAUCGAUUGGCGACGUCAAGUCGUGCACCAAGGCUGGCACGGGUUGCGGCGGUUGCAUGCCUCUAGUCCAGUCUAUUUUCAACAAGACGAUGCAGGACAUGGGUCAAGAAGUCUUGAACCAUAUUUGCCCUCACUUCAAGUACUCGCGAGCUGACCUCUACAACAUUGUCUACGUCAAGAAAUUGAAAGAUUUCGGUGCGGUCAUGAGAGACAGCGGCACCGACCCGAACAGUCUCGGAUGUGAGGUCUGCAAGCCCGCCGUUGCGUCGAUUCUCUCCGGCAUGUUCAACAAGCACGUCAUGGACAAGCCACUGCACGGACUCCAGGAUACCAACGACAAGUACCUCGGAAACAUACAGCGUAACGGAACGUUCUCUGUCAUACCUCGCGUUGCCGGCGGUGAGAUCAGUCCCGAAAAACUCAUCGUCAUCGGCCAAGUUGCGAAGAAAUACGGCCUCUAUACCAAGAUCACUGGUGGCCAACGCAUCGACAUGUUCGGUGCCAAGAAGCAGGAUCUGCUUGACAUCUGGUCGGAGCUGGUGGCCGGAGGACUCGAGUCAGGCCAUGCCUAUGCUAAGUCUCUCCGCACUGUCAAGUCGUGUGUGGGCACCACCUGGUGCCGCUUCGGCAUCGGAGACUCCGUUGGUCUCGCUAUCCGGCUCGAAGAGAGAUACAAGUCUAUUCGAUCUCCACACAAGAUAAAAGGAGGUGUCUCUGGAUGUGUCCGCGAAUGUGCCGAAGCCCAAAAUAAAGAUUUCGGCUGCAUUGCUACGGAGAAAGGGUUCAACAUCUUCGUUGGAGGUAAUGGCGGGGCAACGCCGAGACACUCGGAGAUCCUCGCCAAAGAUGUACCUCCCGACGAUGUCAUCCCCAUCCUUGACCGAUACCUAAUGUUCUACAUCCGGACCGCCGACAGACUUCAAAGAACGGCCAGAUGGGUAGAGAACCUGCCUGGUGGUAUCCAGUAUCUGCGAGAGGUCAUUUUAGAGGACAAGCUCGGUAUUUGUGCAGAGCUUGAGAAGCAAAUGCAAGAGCUUGUCGGCACCUUCUUCUGCGAGUGGACAGAAGUGCUGAACGAUCCCGAGAAGCGGAAGGCGUUCCAGCAAUUCGCAAACACAGCAGAAAACAAAGAACCUGCCGUGGAGAAGGUCGAGGAGAGAGGCCAGUCCAGACCAGCGUAUUGGGCCAAAGAUCCAGUGCACGAUGACUUCAAAGGGACUCGAUGGACCAGCCUGACAUGGCAACCCAUCGUUGAGGCGAACAAGUUCCAAGACCUGGACACUGGCUCGUCACAGACCGUGAUACGGGGUGAUACCCAACUCGCGAUCUUCAAAUUGAAGGGCAAAUACUACGCCAGUCAGCAAAUGUGCCCCCACCGCCGAACAUUUGGACUUUCGGAUGGCCUUGUGGGUGAAGUCACUUCGGGUGACUGCAAGGACAGCAAGUUCUACGUCAGCUGCCCAUACCACAAGAGGAACUUCCAGCUGAAUGGUGAAGUCGAGUUUGACAAGAAGGAUGCGGGUGCCGGCUCAUGCUCCAACGACAGCAGCAUGUCCAUCGCCACGUUCCCGGCCGAGGAGCGCGAGGAUGGCUGGGUAUACCUCAAGCUGCCGCCGGUUCAGGAGAUGGACAAUGUGCUCGGAACAACCAAGUGGACUGUGAAGAAGGACGAAGCCCCGAAUCCGUUUGCAAGCCUGGACAAAAAGCUGGGGUAUGACAAAGGUCUGCGACCGCACAAGACUAUCGGCCCCAUGCCUGGAACCGGAAAUGUGCGAGCUGGGCGCGAGAUUGGGGUGGCCGCGCAAAAGAGAAUUGACUGGUGA